AUGGCUAGAAAGACGUUACUUACAAUAGAUGAUGUCAAUAAAAUGACGUCCGAUCAAUUCAUCGAUGUGUUUGGUAAUAUUGUGGAGCAUUGUUCGCUUUGUGCCGCCGCUGUGUGGCAGCACCGUCCAUUCCAAGACGUUCAUCACUUACACAAGGUCGUGUGUGAAUUCCUCGACAAUCUUCCUGUGAACGGUAAACAAGGAGUCCUCCGCUUACAUCCGGACCUUGCCGGAAACGUUGCAGGGGGCCUGACUUUGGAGUCGCAUAGUGAGCAAAAGUCUGCUGGAAUUGAUAGCCUUACUCUAGAUGAAAAAGGGAAAAUUCAGGAGAGGAAUAAAAACUACCGUGACAAAUUUAAUUUCCCCUUUGUCAUCUGUGCUCGGAAAAACAAAAAGGAAGCCAUUUUGGAAGGAUUGGAGCUUCGAUUACAAAACAGUAAUGAAGAAGAAGUAACAAAUGGUAUUGAGCAAGUAAAACUGAUAGCGUUAUUGCGAAUGCUUAGUAUUGUAGAAGAAUGA
Messenger RNA from Ylistrum balloti, 519 nucleotides. Its product is annotated as 2-oxo-4-hydroxy-4-carboxy-5-ureidoimidazoline decarboxylase-like. The coding region runs from base 1 to 519 and encodes 172 amino acids. The record is from RefSeq and is a predicted model, not a curated record. Gene Ontology annotation, biological process: allantoin metabolic process. Gene Ontology annotation, molecular function: carboxy-lyase activity. The transcript has 3 exons. NCBI's taxonomy places the organism in Eukaryota, Metazoa, Mollusca, Bivalvia, Pectinida, Pectinidae.